GAAUACAACUCCCAAUAGCCUGAGUGCAAAGGUAGCACCACCCUCUCUACAAAAUCCUCAUCCAUGGCAGAAUUAUGACACUUUUCCUGGUGAGGGACUGAGACGUUCAGAUAGACGGCAGGUAAAGAGAGGAGGGCACCAUGGCUUCCCAUCAGAACGUGGAGUUUGUGCGAACAGGCUAUGGAAAGAACUUAGUGAAGGUGCUGGUCAUCAGGAGGCAGGGAAGCCACCACUACAUCAUCGAGCUGAAGGCUGAUGUGGAGCUCACACUCAAGUCCCGCAAGGAUUAUCUAACCGGAGACAACUCAGACAUCAUCCCCACCGACACCAUCAAGAACAGCGUCCAUGCUCUGGCCAAGAUCAAAGGGGUGAGGACCAUCGAGCAGUUCUCUCUGGACAUCUGUCAUCAUUUCCUGACCUCCUUCAACCACGUGCUGAGGGCCAAGGUUUCCAUGGAGGAGGCUCCGUGGAGGAGGGUGGAGAAGAAUGGGGUACAGCAUGCUCACGCAUUCAUCUUCAGCCCAGAAGCUUGGCGCUUCUGUGACGUUGAACAACAUCUCAAUGGCACCCCUGUAAUUCACAGUGGGGUGAAGGACAUGAAGGUGCUGAAAACCACCCAGUCUGGCUUUGAGGGCUUCCUCCGAGACCGCUUUACUACUCUGCAAGAAACCAAGGACAGGUGUUUCUGCACCUCUGUCUAUGCUAGGUGGCUCUACAACACUCAGCAUGUUGACUUUGAUGCUGCAUGGAAGCGUGUGAAGGACACAAUUAUUGAGAAGUUUGCUGGCCCCUAUGAUCAUGGAGAGUUCUCACCCUCUGUGCAGAAGACCCUUUACGAAACACAGGUUCUGGUCUUGGAUAGAAUUUCUCAGGUGGAUGAAAUAGAGAUCGUCAUGCCCAACCAACAUUACUUCACCAUAGACAUGACAAAAAUGGGGCUCGUCAACAAAGAUGAAGUACUUCUUCCUCUGGACAGCCCCUCAGGCAACAUCACAGGAACAGUACGCAGGAAACAACAAGCCAGGCUGUGAGGGCGCCUACUCAUUCAGAAAACACUGCUUCUUUCAUCUAAAUACAAUCCUAAAUGAGAUCAGAAAUAUAAAAUGCAGUCUUUAAGUUCUCAAUACACUAACUACAGUUUCAUGGACCAUAAUUCUUCAACCCAAUUGAACUAAUUUUAGAUAUUUUAACUGCUUACAAGGAUGCUAAAAAAAUACGAUAAAAAAAAUAUGAUGAUGUGUCAACAUGCCUCAAAAAAUCUCUUGUGAAAUCAACAAAGUGGCCUUGCACACUGGAGAACUGAGUCUUCCACAAAUAUAAUUUUAGAGUGUUAGAUUUUUUCCCCAACUUCAUUGACAGCACAGAAUCCACUGAAUAGAAGAUGACCAAGAUGGACUGAGAUGGACACACAACAUCAAUGUUGCUGCUGAUUCAAUGUUCCAAACACUUGUUUGAACAAUAUAUAUAUAUAUAUAUAUAUAUAUACAAUAUAUAUUUGCCACUGCCAUGUUCUCUCCCUCUCAAACUUUUCAUGUCACCUGAUUACCACCAAAAAACAAUGUUUUCCACCAAAAGAGAGAUGAUCAGAUGAAGCUUUUACAUAAUUAGUUUGACAGUAAUAGUGUACUUUCCAAUAAACAGGUUAUGCCAUCCAUCUCAAUAUGAUUGAAAGUUCCUUCCAUUCAGACACAUGAGGCAUUUUUGUCCUGACUGGACUCUUACUCUACACUAAUGUCCAUGUAAACUAUUUAGUGAUAUAUCUUUAUUUUUUUAAAUCAGAAUUCCACCUUGACAGACAAAUGAUUGUAUAUAUACUGUUAAUAUGCAACGGAACAAUAAAUUCAUGAACUGA
Mugil cephalus (flathead mullet) is the source of this 1852-nucleotide messenger RNA. It is a transcript of the gene uox, whose product is annotated as urate oxidase. The coding region runs from base 141 to 1031 and encodes 296 amino acids. Gene Ontology annotation, molecular function: urate oxidase activity. Gene Ontology annotation, cellular component: peroxisome. Gene Ontology annotation, biological process: purine nucleobase catabolic process; urate catabolic process. The record is from RefSeq and is a predicted model, not a curated record. The transcript has 8 exons. NCBI's taxonomy places the organism in Eukaryota, Metazoa, Chordata, Actinopteri, Mugiliformes, Mugilidae.